This is a messenger RNA of Paramacrobiotus metropolitanus, 2522 nucleotides long. RefSeq names its product EH domain-containing protein 3-like. The coding region runs from base 649 to 2280 and encodes 543 amino acids. NCBI's taxonomy places the organism in Eukaryota, Metazoa, Tardigrada, Eutardigrada, Parachela, Macrobiotidae. The record is from RefSeq and is a predicted model, not a curated record. Gene Ontology annotation, molecular function: GTP binding; protein binding; calcium ion binding. Gene Ontology annotation, cellular component: plasma membrane; cytoplasm. The transcript has 3 exons. Gene Ontology annotation, biological process: endocytosis; endosomal transport.
GCGAUAGUGGUGUUAGAAAAUAUUAUGAUAACGAUAUUUUCGUAGAAACGGAAGGACGUUCAGUUUACAAUAUGGACAAACUGAUAAACCACAAUCUUGGUCUAGAUCUAGUUGAGCCACUUUCCAAGUUGAUGUCAGUAAUAAGUUGAAAAUAUAAUAAAUCUUUAAUAUUUCCGAGUGAGUUAAGCAAAGGAACCGCUUGUCCGCGCAGCCGCUUCCGCCUCAUACGCGCCGACCAGAUGAGUCAUUUGAUUGACAUGAGCCAUCGCAUUCUUGCUUUCGCGUAGACGUGUGCGUCGACAUUUUCCACCUGAGCAUAACUUGCUUUUUUGACUUCCGACUUCUUAGGAGUGUGUAUCAUCUGCGGUAGAUCUAUUUGAGAAUCCAUUACCUUCGUGGAAAGCGAGAACAAUCAUACGAUUUAUUGCAGCACGCCUCUGUAUCACAUGUGGUAUCAGUUUUGCUGGUUUUGUAAUUUUGUUCCAGAUUUUUCAUUUGGAUGAUCUGAUCGAAGAAAAUACUCUGCGGUCACAUCAGCUGCACAUGUUUUACUGUGAAUAAGGCGAAUUCAAUGCUUGCACCUUGUGUGGAUCUUGAAUUCUUGGCUGAUUUUGAUUUACGUUUAAAGUAAAUUUUGUUGUUGAUAAAAUGUUACGUUGGAUGCGAAACGAUGGAGGGAAGGGUAAGGAACCCGAAGUGUUCUCGACGGUAGUGGACGGCCUGAAGAAACUGUACCGUCAGAACAUCCUCCCCUUGGAAGAACAUUAUCGCUUCCAUGACUUCCACAGUCCGCAGCUCGAUGACCCGGACUUCGAUGCCAAGCCCAUGAUUUUGUUGGUGGGACAGUAUUCAACCGGAAAAACAACUUUUAUCCGUUAUUUGAUUGAACAAGAUUUUCCGGGAAUGCGUAUUGGUCCCGAACCGACAACAGAUGGAUUUAUUGCCAUCAUGAACGGCGAUCAGGACGGAGUCAUACCAGGCAAUGCGCUGGUUGUCGAUCCUAAACGACAGUUUAGAAAACUCAGUAAAUUUGGCAACAACUUCCUCAAUCGAUUUCAGUGCUCUUUGGUGAAUAGUCCAGUGCUGGAAAGUGUGACGUUCGUGGAUACUCCUGGUAUUUUGAGUGGCGAGAAACAGCGCAUUGAUCGCGGCUAUGAAUUCACCGGUGUACUGGAGUGGUUUGCUGAGCGCGUGGACCGAAUAAUACUCUUAUUUGAUGCCCACAAACUGGAUAUCAGCGAUGAAUUCCGUCGCGCUAUCGAAGCAUUACGUGGCCAUGAUGAUAAAAUACGGAUUGUACUGAACAAAGCCGAUAUGGUUGAUCAUCAGCAGUUAAUGCGAGUGUAUGGAGCGCUGAUGUGGUCAUUGGGAAAAGUGCUUAACACACCGGAAGUGGCGCGAGUGUACAUUGGUUCGUUUUGGGAUCAUCCGCUACACAAUGACUCUAAUCGGCGCCUUUUUGAAGCGGAGGAGGUUGACUUGUUCCGAGAUAUUCAGAGUCUACCAAGAAAUGCCGCUUUGAGAAAACUGAAUGAUUUGAUAAAACGGGCACGCCUUGCAAAGGUGCAUGCCUACAUCAUCAGCGCGCUGCGCAAAGAAAUGCCAGCGGUUUUCGGCAAAGACAGCAAAAAGAAAGAACUCAUUGACAAUUUGGCUCAAGUUUACACCCAAAUUCACAAAGAGCACAACAUUUCCCCGGGUGAUUUCCCUAAUCUGCAGAAAAUGCAGGAAGCUCUUCGUGAUCAGGACUUCACAAAGUUUCACCAGUUAAAUCCCAAGCUAAUUCGCAAUGUUGACCGAAUGCUGGCUGAGGAGAUAUCCGGUCUGAUGAACAUGAUCAGUCUGGAAGAAUCCCGUCAGCCGACAGAACCAGCCGUCAAGGGAGGUGCCUUUGAUGGACUGACGAAAUCUCCAUUCGGAGUGGGCUACGGUGAGGGAGCGAACGCCGGUCAGGAUGCACCGGAAUGGAUUGUCAACAAAGACAAGUACAAAUAUGACGAAGUGUUCUAUAUGCUCAAUCCGGUUGAUGGGAAAAUUACGGGAGCUGCGGCCAAGGGUGAAAUGAUUAAGUCCAAGCUCCCUAACUCCGUAUUAGGCAAGAUAUGGAAGUUGUCGGAUGUGGAUAAAGAUGGAAUGCUGGACAUUGAAGAGUGGGCGCUGGCUAAUCAUUUAAUCCGUAUCAAACUGGAAGGAAAUGAGCUUCCUGCAGAACUUCCGGCACAUCUUAUUCCACCGUCCAAGUCAGGAAUCUAUCCGCGUCUUGGGAAUGGAGAAGCUUAACGUGUGGGGCUUACACGAGAAUUUUUAUAUUUUUUUUCGGUUUUUCCUGUCACAGUAAACUAUUGCUUGUUUUGAUUUUCCUUUUAAACUACCAUUUCUCCGCUUACAGAUGUCUGUCUGUUGUUUAAUACCUUGUUUGAUUUAUUUCGUACCAGUUCGCCAAAAAUAAUUUAAUUAUUUAUGUUCACAAAAUGCGGAAGAACCCACUUGUCAAAAAGUAAGAAAAACAACCUUGAUAUGGA